AUGGGGGAGACCUCCCCUUUGAGCGAGGCCGACAUCCUCUGCACCUUGCCAGAUGACGACGAGGCCAGUGCCCAUCAGGAGAAGGGGGCUUCGCCCGUGGUCCCGAUGAGGGGUAGGUCAGCGCUGGUCUCCCGAGAUGCUGCUCCUGCUUUGACAACGCCUGGGGCUGCCUCUGGCCCCUCCGCUGCCCCGUCUUCUGCUCCUGGAGCCCGCGCGCCCGCGCCUCAAGCUUCAAGGCUCUCAGGCUUCAAGCUCAGCAAGCGGAGGGUGGACUACGCCGCGGUAGACCAGCCGCCGCCUGCGGUGAAGAAGAGGAAGGAUGCAGCGACCCCGCCCAGGGCUGAACCAUCUGCAGCAGCCGCACCGCCCUCCACGAAGAAGGGAAGCGAUGGCACUCGCACUUCCCCGACCCGUUCGUCCUCGCGAGGCCUGGAGGAGCAUCCUUGUGAGGGGUCAGCCCCCAUGGCCCCGUUGGCUCCGGAGGCGUUGGUGUCCGGCCCAGCCGCUGGGGUCACGAAAGCUCAGGAGCCCCCGGUCUUCCAGGCCCUGGUGACGAUGCCGUCUCCUCCUCCUGCUGCGCCACUGCUUCCAGGCCCUUCUGUCUCCCCUGAUGUCUUGGAGCAUGCUCUUCUUGAGAUGGCUCGGCUGCGAGAAAAUCUCCAAGGCCCCGACCCCCACCUGGUAGCCGGUCGCCUGGAGCUGGUCUCCGGCUGGCUUUACUCUGACAUGUCUGUUCGAGCGACGCUGAGCCAGGCCGCGGCGACCUCCGAGAAGGAGAGGCAGUCUGCCGCCCAAGCCACGGCUGCUCGCGAAGUUGCGCUGAAGGAUGCCGAGAUCGCCCAGGAUUGCUGCCGUGCGCUAGAGGCCGAGCUGAAGAAUUUGCGCGACCUGCGCGCAGAAGAAGCUCGUGGCCGCCAGACGAAGGAGGAGAAGAUGAAGGCCUGGGAAGACGCCAUCAAGGAUCGCGAUGCUGAACUGGGAGACCACCUCCAUCUUCGUGAUCCCGCUGCCCGCCUUGACGAGCUGCUGGAGCCUGUGGACAACGAGCGUUGUGCGGCCGCUGCUGCUGCCGUGAAGGGCCAAGUGGAGGCCAUGCUAAAGAAGUUCUGCGACUUCGCUCUUGCGCCUUCGACCGGCGGUGCUACCGAUCCUGCGGCUCCGGCUGGCGGUACAGGCGAGGGUGAUGCGACCAAGGAAGGAACACCCCUUGCGGGCGUCGGUGGUGCCCAGGGAUGA
Molecule: messenger RNA, 1236 nt
Organism: Aegilops tauschii subsp. strangulata
Lineage: Eukaryota; Viridiplantae; Streptophyta; Magnoliopsida; Poales; Poaceae
Source: RefSeq, a predicted model, not a curated record